AUGGAUGCUACUGCGAGGAGGGGUCAUAUUGAGCGGGAAGACACCGUAGCGGUUGGUGCUAUGAUUCGUGCCCUCAGCCCAGCCAUCUUCCCAAGAAUAGCUAAAAUUGAAAACCAACUUGAGUCGCUGUUCCAAGGACUCAUCACGCUCCGCAACCUCUCUCAAAAGAGGUGGAAGGAGCAGGAACAUUGGUCCGAUAACAGUCGAUCCCACUCCGACGCCCGCGCGCUGGCUGUACCGGCCGUGGCUGAAGGAUUGACGCUGCUUGAGGGCCCGCUGAGGGUUGACGUUCCAUUGCCGCCGACGUUGGUGGGAGGACCUUGGAGGGUGGUUUUACCAACCUUCUUCAAAUGGGCAGAGUGGGACGCCGAGCUGGCACCACCACCCGUGGCUGAGGCAGAGGAGAUCCCAGCGGCAAGCCUGCAGCACACCGCCAGCGCCUCCAGCACCACCAGCACCACUAGCACCGCCAGCACCACCAGCACCGGCAACACCGGCAACACCGGCAACGCCGGCAACGCCGGCAGCACCAGCAACACCGGCAGCACCAGCAGCACCGAGUCCAGCGCCAGCUCCAGUGGUAGUACCAGUAGCGAAUGCAGCCAUAACGCCAUUUCCAGCACCAGCACCAGCACCGGCACCAGCACCAGCACCAGCACCAGCACCAGCACCAGCACCAGCACCAGCACCAGCACCAGCACCAGCACCAGCACCAGCACCAGCACCAGCACCAGCACCAGCACCAGCACCAGCACCAGCACCAGUGGAAAAGGCAGCGGUAAAUACAUGUCCAGUUCCAGCACUUGUAGCUCCAGCUGUUCCAGUGGCACCGGUAGCACCGGCGGUACCGGUAGCACCAGCAGCACCAGCAGCACCAGCAGCACCAGCAGCACCAGCAGCACCAGCAGCACCAGCAGCACCAGCGGCACCAGCAGCGCCAAAUCCAGCAAGAGCCCCAGUUGCUACUGCAAUUUUGAGAAUUGGCAUUUGAGGCUCCACCGGCAGGAGAAGGUGAGGUACUGGCUGCAGAGGCAGAAGCACUUGCAGAAGCAGAUUGGCUUGCAGAUGCAGAGGCACUUGCAGAAGCAGAUUGGCUUGCAGAUGCAGAGGCGCUUGCAGAAGCAGAAGCACUUGCAGAAGCGGAUUGGCUUGCAGAAGCAGAGGCACUUGCAGAGGCAGAGGCACUCGCAGAAGCAGAAGCACUUGCAGAAGCAGAUUGGCUUGCAGAAGCAGAAGCACUUGCAGAAGCGGAUUGGCUUGCGGAGGCAGAAGCACUUGCAGAAGCGGAUUGGCUUGCAGAAGCAGAUUGGCUUGCAGAAGCAGAAGCACUUGCAGAAGCAGAUUGGCUUGCAGAAGCGGAUUGGCUUGCAGAGGCAGAGGCGCUUGCAGAAGCAGAUUGGCUUGCGGAGGCAGAUUGGCUUGCAGAAGCGGAUUGGCUUGCAGAAGCAGAUUGGCUUGCAGAAGCAGAAGCACUUGCAGAAGCAGAUUGGCUUGCAGAUGCAGAGGCACUUGCAGAUGCAGAGGCACUUGCAGAUGCAGAGGCACUUGCAGAGGCAGAUUGGCUUGCAGAAGCAGAAGCACUUGCAGAAGCGGAUUGGCUUGCGGAGGCAGAAGCACUUGCAGAAGCGGAUUGGCUUGCAGAAGCAGAUUGGCUUGCAGAAGCAGAAGCACUUGCAGAAGCAGAUUGGCUUGCAGAAGCGGAUUGGCUUGCAGAGGCAGAGGCGCUUGCAGAAGCAGAUUGGCUUGCGGAGGCAGAUUGGCUUGCAGAAGCGGAUUGGCUUGCAGAAGCAGAUUGGCUUGCAGAAGCAGAAGCACUUGCAGAAGCAGAUUGGCUUGCAGAUGCAGAGGCACUUGCAGAUGCAGAGGCACUUGCAGAUGCAGAGGCACUUGCAGAUGCAGAGGCACUUGCAGAUGCAGAGGCACUUGCAGAUGCAGAGGCACUUGCAGAGGCAGAUUGGCUUGCAGAAGCAGAAGCACUUGCAGAAGCGGAUUGGCUUGCGGAGGCAGAAGCACUUGCAGAAGCGGAUUGGCUUGCAGAAGCAGAUUGGCUUGCAGAAGCAGAAGCACUUGCAGAAGCAGAUUGGCUUGCAGAUGCAGAGGCACUUGCAGAUGCAGAGGCACUUGCAGAUGCAGAGGCACUUGCAGAGGCAGAGGCACUUGCAGAGGCAGAUUGGCUUGCAGAAGCAGAAGCACUUGCAGAAGCGGAUUGGCUUGCGGAGGCAGAAGCACUUGCAGAAGCGGAUUGGCUUGCAGAAGCAGAUUGGCUUGCAGAAGCAGAAGCACUUGCAGAAGCAGAUUGGCUUGCAGAUGCAGAGGCACUUGCAGAUGCAGAGGCACUUGCAGAUGCAGAGGCACUUGCAGAUGCAGAGGCACUUGCAGAUGCAGAGGCACUUGCAGAGGCAGAGGCACUUGCAGAAGCAGAUUGGCUUGCAGAUGCAGAGGCACUUGCAGAUGCAGAGGCACUUGCAGAUGCAGAGGCACUUGCAGAGGCAGAGGCACUUGCAGAAGCAGAUUGGCUUGCAGAGGCAGAUUGGCUUGCAGAAGCAGAAGCACUUGCAGAAGCGGAUUGGCUUGCGGAGGCAGAAGCACUUGCAGAAGCGGAUUGGCUUGCAGAAGCAGAUUGGCUUGCAGAAGCAGAAGCACUUGCAGAAGCGGAUUGGCUUGCAGAGGCAGAAGCACUUGCAGAAGCAGAUUGGCUUGCAGAUGCAGAGGCACUUGCAGAUGCAGAGGCACUUGCAGAUGCAGAGGCACUUGCAGAUGCAGAGGCACUUGCAGAGGCAGAGGCACUUGCAGAAGCAGAUUGGCUUGCAGAAGCAGAAGCACUUGCAGAAGCGGAUUGGCUUGCAGAAGCAGAGGCACUCGCAGAGGCAGAGGCAGAGGCACUUGCAGAAGCGGAUUGGCUUGCAGAAGCAGAAGCAGGCUGGGUGCUCGAUGAUGAACCAAGCGAACUUUGAGAAGGAAGAGCGGAGGAGGUUGUGCCCAGCGAGGAAGUUGACGGGGUAGACAGAGUGGCCGUCUGAGAAUCUAUCGUCGAUGACGAUACUUCGAAGGAGGUUGAAGAAGGAGAGAUUAUCGUCGAAGAUAGGAUGGUAGCCGUUGAUACGGAAGUUUGGGUCGAAGUUAUCGAAUUGGGAGAUGUUAAUGUAACAGUGGAAGUUGGAUCAGCAGAUCCUGUGGAAGAAGCUGUGAAAGAGGUACUAUUGGGAGAUUCGGAAGGAGUAUUUUGGCUAUUACUGGUGGUCGAAGUGCUUGUUGAAGUGACGGUCGCGAAGGUGGUUGUAAUCGAAGUAGACGGAGUUGGCUCGGUGGUGGUAGUAGUGGAAGUGGAGGGAGUCGGCUCGGCAGUAGUAGUGGUAGUAGUGGUAGUU
Polychytrium aggregatum is the source of this 3368-nucleotide messenger RNA. RefSeq lists its product as uncharacterized. The transcript has 7 exons. Bases 1 to 3003 code for a protein of 1000 amino acids. NCBI's taxonomy places the organism in Eukaryota, Fungi, Chytridiomycota, Chytridiomycetes, Polychytriales. The record is from RefSeq and is a predicted model, not a curated record.